Molecule: messenger RNA, 2193 nt
Organism: Anarrhichthys ocellatus (wolf-eel)
Lineage: Eukaryota; Metazoa; Chordata; Actinopteri; Perciformes; Anarhichadidae
Gene: cab39l
Product: calcium binding protein 39-like
Exons: 8
Coding region: 1-1005 (334 amino acids)
Biological process (GO): intracellular signal transduction
Molecular function (GO): protein serine/threonine kinase activator activity
Source: RefSeq, a predicted model, not a curated record
AUGCCGCUGUUUGGUAAAUCCCACAAGAGUCCGGCGGACAUCGUCAGGACGCUGAAGGAAAACAUGGCCAUCCUGGUGAAACAGGACAAGAAGACAGACAAGGCGUCUGAGGAGGUGUCCAAGUGUCUGGUGUCCAUGAAGGAGAUCCUGUACGGCAGCAACGACAAGGAGCCUCACACCGAGACGGUGGCCCAGCUGGCCCAGGAGCUGUACAACAGCGGCCUGCUGCUGUCGCUGGUGGAAAACCUGCAGGUCAUCGAGUUCGAGGGGAAGAAGGACGUGUGUCAGAUCUUCAACAACAUCCUGAGGAGGCAGAUUGGGACGCGGAGCCCCACCGUUGAAUAUUUCUGCUCCCACCAAGAGGUCCUCUACGUGCUGCUGAGAGGGUACGAGACUCCGCAGGUCGCGUUGAACUGUGGGAUCAUGCUGAGGGAGUGCAUCCGCCACGAGCCGCUCGCCAAGAUAGUUCUCCAGUCGGAUCAGUUCAACAGCUUCUUCCACUAUGUGGAGAUGUCCACCUUCGACAUCGCCUCCGACGCCUUCGCCACCUUCAAGGAUCUCCUGACGAGACACAAAGUGCUUGUGGCUGAAUACCUUGAACAGCACUACGAUGCCGUGUUUGCAGACUACGAGAAGCUGCUGCACUCUGAGAACUACGUCACCAAGAGGCAGUCUCUAAAGCUCCUGGGCGAGCUGUUGUUGGACAGACAUAACUUCACGGUGAUGACGCGCUACAUCAGCAAGCCUGAGAAUCUCAAGCUGAUGAUGAAUCUGCUACGAGACAAGAGCCCCAACAUCCAGUUUGAGGCCUUCCACGUCUUCAAGGUUUUUGUCGCCAAUCCCAACAAGACGCAGCCCAUCAUCGACAUCCUGCUCAAGAACCAGACCAAGCUGAUCGACUUCCUGAGCAACUUCCAGAAGGACCGCACAGACGACGAGCAGUUCAACGACGAGAAGACCUACCUAAUCAAACAGAUCAGGGAUCUGAAGAAACCGGCCUCCUAGAGGAGCGCGGCUUUUUUAUUUGAUAGGAAGACGUAGAAGAAAACAACACAUUAACAAUAACAGUCAUUCUAUUUUAUUUAAAGACGUUAUUUGUCUUUGGUUCAUUUAAAACUCGUGCAACAGUAGUUCUCAAUCACUGAUCUUUUCUUUUGUACAUUUUUUUUUAAUCGUGAAAUCUCUUUGCCCUUUCAUCUGUAGCAUGUAGCGCCACAACUCAAGGUGUCGGAGGAAGCUGAUUAGCUCUGUUGGGAGAAUCACAGCCACCAGAUCCUCAGUUAGUCGCAGCACGCGUGUUGAUUUUUAACUAUUUAAAUGAAGUAGCUGCAAAUCCAAAAAAAAAACAACAUAUAUGAAGAAUUUCUGCUUCUUUUUUUCGUCUUUUAGUGGGAUCAACAUGUCCGCUUCAACCCGUUUUCAUCACUAGUUCUCUUUGCUGGUGGCUGAUGGUACUUUCUGUAUUAUAUUAAAAAAAUGUUCUUUUUGUUUGUUAAUCAUAUCACUGUUUCCACACUGCUUGAGGGUAAUUAUGUUUUAUAUAUAGUUUCAACAGGAGGCACUUUGCUGUGUGGAGGAGCCGUAAAGAUGGCCGCUCGUGUCUUUGUUUCUUCUCUCUCUGUACUGUGACAAAGUGUUCUGCUCUGAUGUUGGUGUUAGAAAGGAGAAGAGUCAAAGGUGCCUUUUUGGUUUUGGUGUGUUUUCUUCUUUUUGUAUUUGACAGCAUCUCUCCAGGGGGAGCUUAGUUAUUACGUCUGAGAAUAUGCUCUGGAUAAGAACAUAUUUGUUGUGAUUGAGCAGUGAACCUCUUUAACUCGCUAUAUUUGAGUUGUUUGUAACUUAAACUUUUAUAUUUGACUCCGAAAUGAAAAAUCAUAAUUCCAUUUUCCAUUAGGGUUAUAUCAGCUCCCACAGAAGGUUUAUGUUUGAAUCUCUUUAAUUAGGACUCUAAACGGUACAUUUGAAGACUAAUACUCUAACAGGAAGUGUGCAGCUGGGUGACAGUAACAAUUAUAAAACUGUGAACGGACAUUCUGCUUUCGCUUUUCUGGCAUAAAAUAAACAGCAGCUUUUUAUUUGACGCUGUAAGCUGUGACACAUCUUCCCAGUGUCCUCUCUCUGAUAGCAGCCACCUUGUUUUCCACAUUGAUGCUAUUGUACCACAUUCACGACAAAUAAAAGGAUGGGAAUUCA